Molecule: messenger RNA, 5365 nt
Organism: Prionailurus viverrinus (fishing cat)
Lineage: Eukaryota; Metazoa; Chordata; Mammalia; Carnivora; Felidae
Gene: HK2
Product: hexokinase 2
Exons: 18
Coding region: 449-3202 (917 amino acids)
Biological process (GO): glycolytic process; glucose 6-phosphate metabolic process; intracellular glucose homeostasis
Cellular component (GO): mitochondrion; cytosol
Molecular function (GO): fructokinase activity; glucokinase activity; D-glucose binding
Source: RefSeq, a predicted model, not a curated record
CACAUUGUUGCACGAAACUCCGGAGCAGGAGUCCCGGGCCGCCGCUAGCACCGCCGUGUCAUCAAGCGAAGAUCCGUGGGCAAGAGCAGCACGCGUGUUGAGCCGGAGAGGUCCGCUCGCUCAAGUGAGGCCGGACUGAGAUUCUUCCCAAGUUGAGCCUUUGGUGAUUCUGUGGUGAAGUUAGCGCCUUGGCGGCGGGGCCACCCCGACACGUCGCCAGGAGUGAUUUUUGGGCGCCUUCUGGGAAUUCGGACUCCCAAAACCUGUUUCUGGAGACCCUAGACUCUCCCGCCAGGCGUGCCAUCGCCUUCUUUUUGUGCCGCCCGGAUUCACUGCUCCCGGCCGGGCCGCCAAGCCCGGAUACAAAGCGGUCGGACCGCGCUGCCCUCCGCCCCCGCACGCGCUCCAGCCUCGGUUUCCCAACUCGGCGCCGACGGGCCGCGGCAGGAUGAUCGCCUCACAUCUGCUCGCCUACUUCUUCACGGAGCUCAACCAUGACCAAGUGCAGAAGGUCGACCAGUAUCUCUACCACAUGCGUCUUUCUGAUGAGAACCUUCUGGAGAUCUCUCAGCGGUUCCGCAAGGAGAUGGAAAAAGGGCUUGGAGCCACCACCCACCCCACUGCUUCAGUGAAAAUGCUGCCCACCUUUGUGAGGUCUACUCCAGAUGGGACAGAACAUGGAGAGUUUCUGGCUCUGGACCUUGGGGGGACCAACUUCCGUGUGCUUCGUGUAAGAGUAACAGACAAUGGGCUCCAGAAGGUCGAGAUGGAGAACCAGAUCUAUGCCAUCCCUGAGGACCUCAUGCGAGGCAGCGGCACCCAGCUGUUUGACCACAUUGCUGAAUGCCUGGCUAACUUCAUGGAUAAGCUACAAAUCAAAGACAAGAAGCUCCCCUUGGGUUUUACUUUCUCAUUCCCCUGUGUCCAAACGAAGCUAGAUGAGAGUUUCCUGGUGUCCUGGACCAAGGGGUUCAAGUCCAGUGGCGUGGAAGGCAAAGACGUGGUUACUCUGAUCCGGAAGGCCAUCCAGAGGAGAGGGGACUUUGAUAUUGAUAUUGUGGCCGUGGUGAAUGACACAGUUGGGACCAUGAUGACCUGUGGUUAUGAUGACCAGAAUUGUGAGAUUGGUCUCAUUGUGGGCACGGGCAGCAAUGCCUGCUACAUGGAAGAGAUGCGCCACAUUGACAUGGUGGAGGGCGACGAGGGGCGGAUGUGUAUCAACAUGGAGUGGGGGGCCUUUGGGGACGACGGCACACUUGAUGACUUCCGCACUGAGUUUGAUCAGGAGAUCGACAUGGGCUCCCUGAACCCUGGGAAGCAACUAUUUGAGAAGAUGAUCAGUGGGAUGUAUAUGGGUGAACUGGUGAGACUUAUCCUGGUGAAGAUGGCCAAGGAGGAGCUGCUUUUUGGGGGGAAGCUCAGCCCAGGGCUCCUCGCCACUGGCCACUUUGAGACCAAAGACGUUUCAGAUAUUGAAGGGGAGAAGGACGGCAUCCGGAAGGCCCGUGAGGUGCUAGUGCGGCUGGGCAUAGACCCGACGCAGGAGGACUGCGUGGCCACUCACCGGGUGUGCCAGAUCGUGUCCACACGCUCAGCCAGCUUGUGUGCAGCCACUCUGGCAGCCGUGCUGCGGCGCAUCAAGGAGAACAAGGGCGAGGAGAGGCUGCGCUCCACCAUUGGGGUUGAUGGUUCUGUCUACAAGAAGCACCCUCAUUUCGCCAAGCGUCUUCACAAGACGGUUCGGCGCCUGGUGCCCGACUGCGACGUCCGUUUCCUGCGUUCCGAGGAUGGCAGUGGCAAGGGGGCAGCCAUGGUGACAGCAGUGGCCUACCGGCUGGCUGACCAACACAGAGCCCGCCAGAAUACCCUGGAGUCUCUGAAGCUGAACCGUGAGCAGCUGCUGGAGGUUAAGAAGAGGAUGAAGGUAGAAAUGGAGCGAGGUCUGAGCAAGGAGACCCACGCCAUUGCCCCCGUCAAGAUGCUGCCCACCUACGUGUGUGCCACCCCUGAUGGCACAGAGAAAGGUGAUUUCCUGGCCUUGGACCUUGGGGGUACCAAUUUCCGCGUCCUGCUGGUACGUGUGAGGAAUGGGAAGAGGCGCGGAGUGGAGAUGCACAACAAGAUCUACUCUAUCCCACAGGAGGUCAUGCAUGGCACAGGGGAUGAGCUUUUUGACCACAUCGUGCAGUGCAUCGCCGACUUCCUUGAGUACAUGGGCAUGAAGGGCGUGUCCCUGCCUCUGGGUUUCACCUUCUCCUUCCCCUGCCAGCAGAACAGCCUGGAUGAGAGCAUCCUCCUCAAGUGGACUAAAGGCUUCAAGGCAUCGGGCUGCGAGGGAGAGGAUGUGGUCACCCUGCUGAAGGAAGCCAUCCACCGGCGAGAGGAGUUUGACCUGGAUGUGGUCGCCGUGGUGAAUGACACAGUUGGGACGAUGAUGACCUGUGGCUAUGAAGACCCUCACUGUGAAAUCGGCCUCAUUGUUGGCACGGGCAGCAACGCCUGCUACAUGGAGGAGAUGCGGAACGUGGAGCUGGUGGAAGGGGAGGAGGGCCGGAUGUGUGUCAACAUGGAGUGGGGGGCCUUCGGGGACAACGGGUGCCUGGACGACUUCCGCACGGAAUUUGAUGUGGCUGUGGAUGAGCUUUCUCUCAACCCUGGCAAACAGAGGUUUGAGAAAAUGAUCAGUGGCAUGUAUUUGGGCGAGAUUGUCCGUAACAUCCUCAUCGAUUUCACCAAGCGUGGGCUGCUCUUCCGUGGCCGCAUCUCAGAACGACUCAAGACAAGAGGAAUCUUUGAAACCAAGUUCCUGUCUCAGAUUGAGAGUGACUGCCUAGCCCUGCUGCAGGUCCGAGCCAUCCUGCACCACCUGGGGCUCGAGAGCACCUGUGACGACAGCAUCAUCGUCAAAGAGGUGUGCACGGUGGUGGCACGGCGGGCGGCCCAGCUCUGUGGUGCGGGCAUGGCUGCCGUGGUGGACAAAAUACGAGAAAACCGUGGGUUGGACACCCUCAAAGUGACAGUAGGCGUGGAUGGGACCCUCUACAAGCUACAUCCUCACUUUGCCAAAGUCAUGCAUGAGACGGUGAAAGACCUGGCUCCGAAAUGUGAUGUGUCCUUCCUGGAGUCCGAGGAUGGCAGCGGGAAGGGGGCGGCUCUCAUCACUGCUGUGGCCUGCCGCAUCCGUGAGGCUGGACAGCGAUAGAGUCCCUGAAAUUGGAAGGGACUUCCUGGAGUUCCCUCUCUUCCCUCCUUUAAAUUAUAAGAUGUCAUCCCCUGUGUCAGAGACAGACCCCUUGGGUUUUCUUUGGCCGAGGAAGACCCGUCGGACUGGGUGUUGUCUCUAUGUGUACUCACUGCAGAGUUCAGCGCCCAAGACUUAGCCCUCCUGAGAUAAAUAGGUUUUGAAGUAAGGACUUGUUCAUACUUGUCACAACUCUUCCUAUUGGUUCUCUGAAAACUUAAGAAGGCAAAUUUUAACCUUUAGUAAUCCCCCUGGCCAAAUUCCAUGUCCCUGUAUAAUCUCACAGAAUGGGGACACUAAUGAAAAGAUACGGUUGCUUCACCAUGGACCCUGAACGUGACAUUUCUAGGUAAAGAGCAUUCCCCAGUAUGGAGGUGGAUGUUGUUUCUGCUCUGAGAUCUGUGGGGAUCUCCAAUAACUUGAGCCUGAUCCUCCACAGGCAGAAGUGGCGGGGUGGGAGAAGAGGCAGCGAUGGAGGGAAAUCCAUGGAUAGCCAUGUGACGGCCCCUCUUUAACCUCACUUUUCAAGCCUGAUGGGUUCCAGCGAUGCUCUUCCUGGAAUUAAAGGAUCCCGAAUCUGAGCAAGCAAAAUCAAAGCCAUGAGUUGACACAUCCUGCAAGUGGGCUUGUCUUAUCUCCUUGUGGGUUCCUGAGUCAUCCAUGAGCCAUGGACCUUUGGGGGGAUGGGGAGACUUUUUUGGUCUGUUUUUAAAAUUUUUCCUGCAGAAGUGGAAACAACCCUACUUUCAUUUUAAUUUAUGUUUGAAAUUUAUUUACUUCAUGAAGUACAUCUGCUCCUUUAUCUUGACACUGUAUGUAACGAUGGGCUGUAUGUAAUGUAUUUAUAUGUCAAUUUCUUAUGUGUAUAAAUACACAGGGUGUCUUCAGACUUGGCCUCUGUAGUAGAUGAGCGUAAUUUCAGGAUGGAAGGUGAAGAUACUGACAGGUUACUAGAAAUACCUCAUUCGCCUGCGGGAAGAGAAGGGAAGCCUCUUCAAGGUGAGUGAAUGGCCAAGUAGCUCCUUCCCGGCUCCUUUUUAACCUGCAGACUCAGAAACGCGGAAGGCAGGGAACAGUGAGGGAAGCUGGGUCUAUGGACUGAAAAAACCAUAGCGACUGGCUGCUCUGUCUAGACCUUCCUGGGGCAAUAUUACCCAGGCUCUUAACCAAAGGAAACAGGAAUCAUUUCAGACAGACUCACUGCUUAGGAAUUGUCAUUCUUAGGGCAGUCAGUAGUAUUUUUUAAGCUCUCCAAGAAGAUAAAGGAAGCCACCAAAAACAUUAAAAAAAAAAAAUCUGUUAAUAGCAAACCAAAACUGAACAAUGAAACAAUCAAACAAAGAAAACCUCAGGGACAACACUUUUGGUGGAUUUGUGCCCUCCUAGCAAAAUCAGUUUGUUUCAUAAAUGUUUUAUGAGAAGCAUCGUCCAAGGGCUUCUCUAGGCUGAGCUGUUUUUAUACACAAUAUUUAUUUCAAACUGUUGGUGCGGUUGGGGGGAGUGGGGUGGCAUAAAAUCUUGUAUACUCUUACUUUUCAGGAGUGCAGUUAAUUCUGAGUCCAAAAGCCCAUUUCUUCCCUAAAAUAUGCACCCACACACACUGCAACUACAUGGUAAAGAGGGAAUGGCCCCAUAACAUUAUUGAGUAGGAAUCAAGGAUCAAAACAAGGAAGGAAAGACACGACUCAGUAGCACCCAGGUUUUGCACAUCUCUCACACUUGUACUGAGAACAAUGUUUAAGUUUGUUUAUCACUAAAGAAUGCCCAAGAAGUAGAGAUGAUUUUUAACUUUUAAACUUGAAAAUUAGGCACUGUGUAUGAAAUUGCACCUUUUUUAAAGGUAGAGCUGUGUGUGUGGCUAUUACACAUGUGUUGUUGGUUUCCAAAAAGGAAUGCUGGAAUAUGCAUUUUGAAUGUUUGUGUUCCCACAGUUAGGUAACAGUUCCUUGCUGAUGCUGCUUUGCCUGAUGUAAAUAUGGUGAAUCUCAAUCUUUGACCGGGAUGUGUUGAAUCUCAGAUUAUUGAGCACUCAGUCUAGUAAAGAUGUUGUCAUGUAUAAUAAGGAACUAGUUGAAUUAACUAUGUGAUGUUAACUAUUAAUAAAUUUUAACAUUUUUCAAAAUA